This is a messenger RNA of Malaclemys terrapin pileata, 8446 nucleotides long. RefSeq names its product intraflagellar transport 81 (gene IFT81). Gene Ontology annotation, molecular function: tubulin binding. Gene Ontology annotation, biological process: cilium assembly; intraciliary transport. Bases 107 to 2137 code for a protein of 676 amino acids. The record is from RefSeq and is a predicted model, not a curated record. Lineage: Eukaryota; Metazoa; Chordata; Testudines; Emydidae. Gene Ontology annotation, cellular component: centrosome; cilium; intraciliary transport particle B. The transcript is spliced from 19 exons.
GGCCUGGUAACUAGGAGAAAAACUCUUGGGGAGAAGAAGAAGGAGGAGGGGGGAACGACAACGGGUAGCUGGGGCAGGAGGUCAGGAUUAUUUUCAGGACCCAAUUAUGAGUGAUCAAAUCAAAUCAAUUGUUGAGAAGCUCAAUAAGGAGCCUUUUAAGAAGAACUAUAAUUUAAUCACAUUUGACUCACUGGAGUCAAUGCAGCUAUUGCAGCUUCUCAAUGAUGUUCUGGGGGAGAUUGACCCAAAGCAUGUUGUUGACAUAAGAGAGGAGAUGCCAGAGCAAACAGCUAAACGAAUGUUGAGCCUUCUUGGUAUCCUUAAAUACAAACCUCCAAGAAGUAUUACUGACUUGAGUACAUUCCGCCAGGGUUUAGUUAUUGGAAGCAAACCUGUGAUUCAUCCUGUCUUAUACUGGCUCCUUCAACGGACUAAUGAACUCAAGAAAAGAGCCUAUCUGGCACGUUUCUUAAUUAAACUUGAAGUGCCAGCUGAGUUUCUUCAGGAUGAUACUGUGGCCGACACCAACAAACAGUAUGAAGAUCUGAUGGAAGCCUUUAAAAACUUGCAUAAGGAAUGUGAGCAGCUCAAGACUUCUGGCUUCUCCACUGCAGAAAUAAGACGGGAUAUCACUGCAAUGGAAGAGGAGAAGGAUCAGCUCAUCAAGAGAGUGGAGCGUCUUAAGAAGAGGGUGGAGACGGUGCAAAACCAUCAACGAAUGCUUGAAAUAGCAAGACAGCUUCGAGUAGAGAAAGAGAGAGAAGAAUCUUUAGCCCAGCAGAAGCAAGAACAAAAGAAUCAGCUGUUCCACGCAGAGCAGAGGCUGCAAAGAGUGCAGCUCCAGCUGAAAGAUAUGCAACAUGCAGUCGUGGAUUCAAAACCUGAAAGCUUAAUGAAGAGACUGGAAGAGGAGAUAAAGUUCAAUUCAUAUCUGUGCUCUGAAAAAUUUCCUAGAGAACUAGAAAGUAAGAAGCAAUCAUUGUAUUUCCUACAAAAAGUGGUUUCAGAGCCAGCUAUGGGUCAAUCUGAUCUCAAUGAACUUGAAACUAAGAUAAAUGAAGUCAAUGCUCAAAUUAAUCAAUUGAUUGAAAAGAGAAUGAUGAAAUAUGAGCCAAUUGAUAGUAAAUUUUCCAUGUAUCGACAACAGGCAUCCAUCAUUUCUCGGAAGAAAGAAGCCAAGGCAGAAGAGCUUCAGGCUGCCAAGGAGGAGAUGUCAAACAUGGAGAGGCAAAUGUUACAAAAAGCAACCCAGGCCCGUGAGUUGGAUGGCACAGAAGUUUUGAAAGGUGAUGAGUUUAAACGAUAUGUUAAUAAACUUCGAAGCAAGAACACAUUUUAUAAAAAGAAACGUCAAGAAAUAGCAGAAAUUACAGCCGAGUACGGUAUCCUACAGCGAACAGAAGAACUCCUAAAACAACGUCAUGAGGCUAUUCAGCAACAGUUGCAAGCUAUUGAGGACAAGAAGGGUAUCUCUGGAUACAGUUACACACAGGAGGAGUUGGAGAGAGUAUCUGCAGCAAAGAGCGAGAUGGAUGAAAUGAAGGGACGAACAUUAGAUAACAUGUCUGAAAUGGUAAAAAAACUGAAUGCUAUGGUGGCAGAUAAGAAGUCAAGCUUAGCUCCAAUUAUCAAAGACUUGAGACAGUUGCGGCAGAACUGUCAGGAGUUAACCCAAGAAUGUGAUGGAAAAAAAGGCCAGUAUGACAGCUGUGCAGCAGGUUUAGAAAGUAAUCGCUCCACACUUGAACAGGAAGUAAAAGGGCUGCGUGAGGAGUGUAUUCAGGAAGAAAGCUGCUAUCAUCAUACUAACUGCAUGAAAAAGAAUCUAGAAAUACAACUUCAACGUGCUAAAGAUGAGAUGAAGACAUAUGUUUCCCCAGAUCCACAAGACAGAAGAAAAGCAAUUAGAGAACAAUAUACACGAAUGAUCCUUGAACAAGAAAACCUUGGGAAGAAACUACGAGAGAAACAAAAAGCUGUGCGGGAAAGUCAUGGACCAAAUAUGAAGCAAGCUAAAAUGUGGCGGGAUUUUGAGCAACUGAUGGAGUGUAAGAGAGAGUGUUUUCUAAAGCAACAAAAUCAAACUUCUGUUGGUCAAGUCAUUCAGGAAGGUGGCGAGGAUAGGCUGGUAUUAUGAAUUCGUUUAGAAUUCCUGCUUCUUACCCCGUCAUUUCCUCAGAUCGUUCAAUUGAAUAUUGCUUUGUUUUCUCACUGUUUCUACAUAGGUUACUUUUAAGUUAUUUAUUUUCAGUGGGUAAUAUAAGGUUGAAAUGAACUUUCAUGCAAAAAAACCUCUACAUUAUUUAAGUGCCAGGUUAACGGCUUAAGUCAUAUGGAGGGUCUUCGGUGAGCCUUCUGCACUGAGGUGAAUUUCACUGUAAAGUCUAUGGAUCUUCCCAAAGAAACCAAGGGGACAGAAUCCUUUCCCAAGGCCACAGAAAGCUGGUAGAGCUGCUCUUCAGCUGUUACUGUCGCCCUAACACUACAUUUCUCAGGGGAAAGGAUAGGAAGUUCUGGUCCACCCAUUUCCUAGCUCGGCCCUCUCCUUCCUGCCUUGCCUGAAUUCAUUCACUAUGUGCUGGUAAGCAUGGAGCCAUUGCAGAACCAAGCUCCACGCCAUGCCAAAGGUGCGCACACUCCACUCCCAAUCUCCUUACGCAACUGAAGUAAACUGAUUGUGCUGCCAGAGGGACCCUUCAUUGGCACAAAGACAGAAGCAGGAUUUGAGAACAAUUACUUGGAUUCUGAGCUUUUUCCACUUUUUUCUUUUUAAAUAUGUGCUGUCUUCUAACUUUGCCCUGUGGUUGUAUGUUACCCUCAUGAACUUAAACUGGGGCCUAGUAAGAAAUACAGGCCUAGGGUUUCCCCUGCACUGAGGCAGCUUUGUGCUGCUUUAUUUAUGCAAAGUGAUUCUAAAGCAGUGAUAGCUGCCCACAGGAGGAUCAUCCCAGUGUAGGGGCAAUCCUCCAGUGAUGUAGAUCUGGCCCAAUUCUUCCGACAUAAAUUAGGAAAUGGAGAAGUGUUUGUGGACAAGACUUCCCUGCACCCUGACUAGUUGUCAGAAUAGCCCCUGGAGGUCACUGGCAGCCUUCAGACUGUUCUGAGACUUCAGUGGAUCCAUCUGGUGCACAGCUGGCCCAGGAUCAGAGGAGUGCAAAAAUGGCUUGAAACUCUCCUUCACCCCUCCUGAUUUUUGCUGUGCACUCCUUGGCCAAACAGACAAGGGUCAGAGCUAUAAAGUUAUGUCAUGAAGAUCAAAAUUCUUACUGCUUUUCUUAUUUUCUUUUGGCCUGUAGAAAAGCCAUUUGGAAAUUUCUAUCCUGUUUGAAAUAAAAUUGACCUAAUUUUUAAUAGUACCUUCAGUGUUACUUUGGAUAUAACAAGUAUUUUAGCCUUCUCUGAUAUUUAACUAUACAUCCACUUGCUGCUUUUUGUGUGAACCCCUUCCCUAACCUGUAUUUGCAUUAAAUAUAUUUAACAGAAAUAGAAGAAAAAAAAAUCUGGUGUCUAUAGUGUGGCUUUGUAAUUUUUUAAAAGUUUCUUUAGUUGAUAGAAGUAAUUGAACAGUCAUUAUUAAAGGCAAGGGCCUAAGAGGAAGAAGGCGUUUGAAAAGCUCAGAUUCACUUCACAGAGUUAUUUCCAAAUUCUCCCUUUGGCAGCAAAAAGUGUUUGCAGCCAUGCUAAGAAAACAAAGCCUUCAAAUCCCGCACAACCCUAAGAUUUGCCUGGAGACAGGGUACAGUCCCCUCUCAUCCCAAUGUGGGGCCCUGCCCCUUGGCUCCUCUUUCCCCUUCAGGAUAGAUCAAGGGACUCUUUCUCCGCAGCUACACACUAACCUUCUCUCCAAGGAUAGGUAGAAGCUGCAAAGGGUUAAGCAGCAUUAACUCCUAUGCAGAUUUUCACUGGUUUGGAGGGAAGCCUGCUGUGUAGGGGGUGGACCUUAGGUAGAUUUACAAGCAGCUGGGAGAGCAUGUCUCAUUACCACCAUGUGCCUCUUCCACAAUUUGAGUGCCCUACAUGGCAAAAGGAGGAUUGUCUUAAGGUUAAGGCACUGGACUGAAACUAUAUCAAACAAUGUGCUCGGAGCAAGCUCCACAAAAUGGCAGCAGACUCUGUGGUAUGGGGAAACCCAGUUCCAGGAAUAUCUUUAGGUUCUUCUCUUGCUAGCCCAGUAUUUAUUAAUUAUUACUUAUUUAUUUACAGUGCUCUGGUGCCAAAUGGAGCUGAAGAAAGUUAUGGGAGUUACAUACUUGGCCUUUUGAGGAAGAGUUAUAGGCAUCUUGUUGAAUGCUUGUCAUCAACAGUGGAAUAGCAUGGCCAUCUAGACAGGAGAUAUAUUAGGGGGAGCCUGGGAUGAUCUCCAGAAAAGGGGCAUUUGGAUUCCUUAGGGGUCAGGUGCAGUGGUGAAGGAGAACACAUGCUCCAAAGCCACAGAAAAGGGGGGAGGGGAGAGGAUGAGGGAAGGAUGUGCACAUGAAACAAAUACUUAAGAAAAUCCCAAACUCUAAAAUCACAUUAAAUCAUUUAGACAUCUCUUUUUUAUAUGGCAUUGCCAGUUACGCAGGAGUUAUGCUUUUAUAGGAAAUCUAUAGGAGUAAUGUACAGUCCAACUGGAUGUAAUUUUUUUUCUGUUCACGGUUACCCUGAAAGCAGAGUCUCUUUCUUUUUAAAAACAAGUUAUUGGUAGUUGAUUUAAGAUUACAUGAUGGUUGCACUGAUUUAAUUAGUGCGGCAUCAUUCUUACAGCAUCAGAAUGACUUGCUGAAGCGAAGCAGAAAAUCAUAAUUACUCUAAGAAAAGACAAUUGGAAAAACUAAAAAGCUGUUACAGUUAUUUUUAGCCUUUAUAUAAGUGGACAUUUAAUGCGGGUUUAAUGGAUUCUGUUCAGUGGCUUUUCCAACCAGUUAGUGAUUUGAUGGGAGCAUUCAAAAAUCUUUGACUGAUUCUGACAGUUAAUUUCUUCUGCUGGUAAUUUACAAAGAAGAAGCUUAUUAUCCUUUGCUCUAUUAGUAUUAAUAGUCUAGCUGAGAUUACAAAUACAACUUGGAAAAUCACCUGCCUUUUACUUGUGAAGAUCCAAAUAACAAAAAAAUGUAGCCAGUGAAAUUCUGUGUUUCUGUACUUUUAAAAAUGUCUUCCUAUUAAGACACCACUCUUGCUAACAGUUGCUAGGACCAACUGCAUACACUGAUUCCAGAGACUAGUACCUAUCUUUACCCAGAAUUAAAUCAGGAGAUAAUCCAACUUUAAAGGCUGUUUGUGUUCCAUAGCAUUGCAUGGUUUUGUCAUGCAAGCUUAACACUGAUUCAAGGGAUGUCCUUUUCAAGAGUUACAGGCAACUCCCAAAUGAGUAAGCACUAUGAAUAGGGAAAUCAGAAAUGGGCAUGAGCAAACUUAUUUGGCUUGUUACAUAACCGAUCAGUUAAUACUUUUAUCAUCUGGAUUUCACAUGCUCAUUUGUUUCCUCAAUAUUAGCAGUUACCAUUUUGCUUCUAUUAGAGCAUUAAUAGAGGAGAAUAUUAGAAUAUCCCCCAAAUGGCUCAAUCUGCAAACACUAUAUAUAAACAUAUAACUUUACUUACGUGAUUAGUACAAGUGAGCAAUUCACAUAUGUAAAGCUGUCCACCUGCUUAAGUGUCUGUAGGCUUGAGCUCUAUAGCUGAAUUUUAUUAUGUUUAAAUACGUUAAAUUUUUGGUAGAUAUAAAGUACAAAAAAAAUCUGAAGAAAAAUCUAGUUCAAUUAAGACCUGUGAGAAUGUCCUGAUUAAUUAAAAUUGAUAGUAUAAUUCCCAGUAUGUAAUAUAAAAUCUGUUCUUAUGGUGACCAGAUGGCCUGGGGAACUGGAAAUGGGAUACAGAGCCUUUCACCUUUAGAUCACUGUUCCAUAUCUGGCCCAGAUCAGCAGUAGCUGAAAGUCACUACUACCUGGAGGCUGUCCUCAGCUCAGUUAAGUAUGCAUAAUGAGUUGGCAGUAUCAGGCCAGUUCCUAAAUCACUGUGGCAGCUGGCAAAGUUUGGCAACCCUAUAGCCAUUCUCAACAACAAGGUAGGCACAGGAUUGAUAGGGCCAUGGAGACCAACCUACCCUGUCACCAUAGGUGUCCCCGCCAGACGAGGGUUGUGCCAAACUGGCAUGGCAGAGGGUGGGAAGAUUCUUGUAUCUGCUUUAUGGAUAAAGAGAACUACAGACUUGAUGCCUGUAAAUCUGGCACCUUUCAUUAGCGCUGUAUUCGCUCAGAUUUAAAUGACCACUCCCCCACAAAUAACUUGUUCUCUGUAUGUCGUAUGUUAUUUAUAUCAGCAGGUUUCCUGCUGAAGAAACCAUGUUAACUCUUCAGCUGCCUUUCUGUUCUGGCGUUUGUUCCAGCCUCAGAAGGGUAGCAGAAUGCAACAAUUUUCUUGGACAUGUGAAUGCUCCAGUAGGGAAGUAUUGCAUGGAUCAGCUUUGGAGGUGUCUAUUUCUCAAGGUAUGAGCUGCAUGAGGCAACACCCAAAUAAUUAGGUAGUUAAAUAGUCUCAAAAUGUGGCCUAUUUUAAACUUGUUUUAAUAUGAAGAGGAAGAGGCCUCUGGAUCCUGAAUGUGUGACCCAUACAAACCCAAUUUUUCUGCUCUUGUGCUCCCUAUGUUCGUUCUGCAGCAGCAGUUUCCCGACAUCAUCGCUAACCUAUCUUUAACUAAAACAUGGCAGGGGAUGAUUUUUCACAAACAAUUGUACUGUGCUGCUUUCAGUGAUUUUUGGUAUACAAACAAGGAAGUAUUGUAAGCAAUUGGGGCGAUGAUAACUUAAUGCCCCAUUAGAAGGAGAGGGUUGUAGGAAAGGCAGAGCAAAAAUUCCUACAUAGUUGAAAUAAAAUCAGCAAGGAAUUGUGGGUCAAAUCCUACAGUCCUUCUGACAAAAUUCUUGUUGACUUCAAUUGGAAUUUUGCCACAAUAAGGUCUGAUGGAGUUAGCCCUGUGUUCUUUUUCCUGGCCAAACAUCAGUAGUUAAAGGGACAAUGUAAAACUUUAAAAGAAUAAAUUUAAAAAUAUAUAUUCUUGCCUAAAAUAAUGGUCUUGAUCCUGCUGAAGACUCCCACUAAAGUGGGACACUUUAAUUAAAAGACCUGAAAUUUAUUAAAGAUUUUCGCAGCAUGAAAGAUAAAAAGAGGCCAGAUGGUAUCACUUUAGUUUGUAGUUGAUGUCUAUUCAGUCUCACUGUCAGGUUCUCAUGCAGUAGCACAAUUCUGCAAUGUUUAAAAAAAUUAAAUUAUUGCUUUUUUAUUUUAUUUCAUGGAAAUAUUUAUUUUCAUGAAUGGUAAAAAAAAGAAAAUAAAAGAAUUUUCCCCAUUUUUCCCCAUUGUUCUUAGCUUAGAGAAAAACACAAUUUUACAAAAUGUGUGGAAAACUUGAUCCAAACAUGUCCCUUUAACAAAAUCCUAUUCCCAGAGCAAUGCAAAUAACAUAUAAUAUAGCCACAAAGAAAAUGAAACAAAACCCUUCAGGUUAGCUGCAACUCUGCUGAAAACACAGAAUCAGUAUCUGCCAAAUGGAUUAAGGUCCUGAUCUUGCAAUUGGAUCCACAGAGGCAGAGCGUAUGUCUGCGCAGAGCUCUAUUCAAGUCAAUAAAUACUGAAUAAAAUCACAUUUUUAAGCUUUUGAUUGCAACUGUUAGAGUUUUUAAAAAGCACCCAUUAACACAGUAAGAACGUCACAGUGUCUCUUUUUGGAAUGUAAUAAAGCCAGAUCCUGCACGCUUUGGCAAAACUAAUCCUAGCGAAGCGUUUGGCUUAUAGGAGUAGGGCAAACAGGAUUUGACCAAUAUUUAAUGAUAAAUUCUUCUCGCUCACUGCUCCCAUCCCUUUGACUGGCGAGGAAACUGUCCUCGUUAUUUUACAAAUAAUGAACCACAAACACAUGCAUUUUAUGCAAAUAAUAAAGAUGUAUGAGGGAAUCAUGCAGAAAUUGGCCAAGUAAUGUUUUGUUUUUAAAUUAUGCAAAUGAUGCAUUAGAGAUGAAUAAACAGUUAGAGAAGAUACUGGGUUAAGUGAGAUUUUUGAUAUGGUUUAAAAGCAUUAGUUUUUUUAUUUAAAAAUAAUUCAAUUUAACAAUUGAAAGUCUGAGGCUAUAAAACGUUAAGUGAAAAAUUCAGAAUCUUAUUUGAUUUACUCCAAUGGAGCAUUAGCUGGACAGUAACAUGUUUAGACGUGGCUGUUGCAAAUGGAAAUGUCAGGUCCAUAAAUGAAGAAUUAAGUGAGGAAGAGUUGAUUGACCCAAGAUUUGAGAAGUUAAAAUUGUGUGAGAAUUAUACAUAUUGCAUAUUGGUGAUCAACUGACUUUUAAACUGUACAUUCUCCAAAUGCUGAACUCUUUCAAUACAAUUAAUGUUUUACAAUUUAUUUGUAGAUUGUUGUAUUAACCUUGCUUUAGUCUGUCAUAUUUUUAUUAUAUAAAAAUGUAUUUUUUAAAC